AUGGAGGGGCGGCCGGCAGCCCCCGGGCCCUACCGAGCCACCAAGCUGUGGAAUGAAAUUACAAAAUACUUCCGAGCAGGGAUGCCCUUGAGGAAACACAGGCAACACUUCAAGAAGCAUGGAAGCUGUUUUACUGCCUCAGAAGCUGUGGACUGGCUCCAUGAAGUACUAAGGAACAACAGUAACUUUGGUCCUGAAGUGACCAGGCAGCAGACUGUUCAGUUACUAAGAAAGUUUCUCAAGAAUCAUGUUAUUGAAGAUAUAAAAGGGAGAUGGGGAGCUGAAAAUUUAGAAGACAAUGGUGCACUUUACAGAUUUCCUUCCACAUCUCCAGUCAAACCUCUACCAAGCUCGUGUCCACCAAAAGAGGACUUGGAAAACUUCUCUGGAGACAAGGAAAGACUUCUGAAGCUGCCACAUUUAUCCAGGAGAACUUUCAAAAAAUGGGAGUUACUGCAGUCUCUGGAAAAUAAAGGAAAACCAGACCCAGGUAUAACGGAGGAAAAGAAAGCAGACAAGCUACAUAGGAAUGCAAUAAGCCAGGAAUACAUAGAAGAAACUUGGAGAAAUGUCAUUCUAAUACAUUUACAAACCAUUUUAGGUCUCCCAUCUUUGGAAGAAGUUUUGCAGCCAACACAGAUCAUUCCUGAGUAUGUUAUAUACAACAUGACCAACACAAGCAAGCAUGGUGUUGUCAUUUUGCAGAACAAAGCAGAAGACCUCCCUCACUGGGUGUUAUCAGCUAUGAAGUGCCUCGCCUACUGGCCUAGAAACAAUGACAUGAACCAACCAACUUACAGUGGGUUUGAAGGAGAUGUCUUCAGGACAGUUGCUGAUUACUUUCUGAGUCUCCCUGAACCAUUGCUGACUUUUGAGUACUAUGAACUUUUUGUGAACAUUUUAGAUCUCCUGCAGCCUCAUUUAGAAAGGAUCGCUGUGGAAGCCCUGCAGAUCUGCUGUCUGCUGCUGCCACCACCGAAGCGCAGGAGGCUGCAGCUCCUGCUGCGCAUGAUGGCGCGGAUCAGCGGCAACGUGGAGAUGCCCCGGCUGCACGCUGCCAUGGGCACGCGCUCGCUGAUGAUCCAGACAUUCUCUCGCUGUGUGCUGUGCUGUGCAGAAGAAGUUGACCUGGAUGAGCUGCUUUCUACACGACUGGUUUCAUUUCUGAUGGACCAUCAACAGGAAAUAUUUCAAGUCCCAACUUACCUGCAGGUCGCAGUGCGAGAUCACAUCGAAUACAUGAAGGUGGCUCAGAGCAAAUGUCCAGAGGAAGAAAUUUGUGCCAUAUUGCCAACCUAUUCAUACUGCAAACAAAUAACUCCUGAGGAGUUUGAAGAACAGAAGGUUUCUACCUCACAAGCUGCGGUGGCAGAGCUCUUGGAGAACAUUCUCAAAGAUAAAAACCUCUCUGUGAAAGACAAAAAGAAAAAGUUAAAGCAGUUCCAGAAGGAAUACCCCCUCAUCUACCAGAAGAGGUUUCCUACCACUGAAAAUGAAGCCAUGCUGUUGGAGAACAAACCCACCAUCAAGCCUCCCAUGCUUAGCCUGAGGAAACCAAGAUUUCGUAGCCUCAGAUAUUAA
Molecule: messenger RNA, 1581 nt
Organism: Indicator indicator
Lineage: Eukaryota; Metazoa; Chordata; Aves; Piciformes; Indicatoridae
Gene: DEPDC1
Product: DEP domain containing 1
Exons: 11
Coding region: 1-1581 (526 amino acids)
Biological process (GO): intracellular signal transduction
Cellular component (GO): nucleus; transcription repressor complex
Source: RefSeq, a predicted model, not a curated record